Messenger RNA from Cyclopterus lumpus (lumpfish), 1903 nucleotides. It is a transcript of the gene mul3, whose product is annotated as mitochondrial ubiquitin ligase activator of nfkb 1-A. The record is from RefSeq and is a predicted model, not a curated record. Gene Ontology annotation, biological process: organelle organization; protein ubiquitination. Bases 2 to 931 code for a protein of 309 amino acids. Lineage: Eukaryota; Metazoa; Chordata; Actinopteri; Perciformes; Cyclopteridae. The transcript is spliced from 5 exons. Gene Ontology annotation, molecular function: ubiquitin-protein transferase activity.
CAUGACGCGGCCGAUCAAGGAAGUGAAACCAUCGCAGGCUUUCGGAUUCGGUCAAUGUGACCAAACCGCAGAUGUCUUAAAGUUUGUUGCUGCAAUUUUAACAGAUACAGACAUGGCUGACUCUCCCAUUAACCCGCUGGUGUUGAUUGGUGCCGGCUCCAGUUUGGCCUUCUCUGGCCUUUUCUAUCAUUUAUACCAAGAGAAGAAAACGGAACUGACAAAGCUGAAGGAAAUACCUGUUUUCAAGCCAGAUCACCAUUUGGUCAAAGUGCUGAGAGCGUCUCCCCACAAGAGACUGCAGUAUGUUGCAGUAGAAGGCUUGGUGCAGGCAGACGGGGAGCCUCUGGCCAGCCAGUUUGUCCCACGAUGCUUUGGUGUGAUUCAGAAGAUCGCAGUGGAGGAGCAAUGGAAAUACUGGAACUCCCUCACCAACACAUGGAAUUCUCGGACAACAAACAGAAAAGAAAGCAACAACACGGUGCCUUUCAGCCUGGUCAGCCCUGGCGCCUACAUCACUGACUUGUUCGUGAAGAUCCAAAACCCUCUGGAGGCCUCUGGGGGCUUCCUGGACACGGUCUACUACAAAGUGAGACGUGCUGAGGAGGGCUUGACGAACAUGCUGUUGCAGGGCCUCAGCGGGGAGAAGCCGGUGGCGAUGAAGGAGAGCGAGGAGAUGCUGCGGGUGGGGUGCACCCUGACUGGUUUCGGUGAGGUGGUGCUGGAGGGGGGUCAGGUGAUGAGGCUGCAGGCCCCGCGGGACGGCCGCAAGUACAUCCUGGUUCCCACCGACCACAGGAGCUUCAUGGACCGGCACGAGAGAUCGGCCAGCAUGUGGAAGAUGCUGUCCGCCGUGAGCGGCAUCACGGGGGCUUCUCUUCUAGCCAGCGUGGUUUACGGCCUGGUGGGGAAUCGGGACGACAGAUCGAAGUAGGCCCGUCGAUGUGGACGCUGCGGCUUGAAUGGCUGUGACAGCUUUUUAUGGGGUCUCCCAAUAUUGCCCUGUGUUUUUAUCAUUGAUUCCAUAGAACCAUCCUGAUGCGGAGAUAAGUUGUCAAAUAUUGGACGAAACAUAGAAAGCACAAUAGCAUUUUAGAAAACGCUACAAAACUGUAAAAUGAACAAAACUGACCUGUCAAUUCCUGUUUUGAAAUAAGACAGAACCAUCCAUCCAUCCAUUUUCAAUACCGCUUAUCCUCAUUAGGGUCGCGGACAGAACCCACUUUUUAAUUAUACAGUAUUCUGAACCGCAUUGCUAGUAUCUUGUUAAAGCUCUCUAUACACCUGCCAGUGUGGCAAUUCAGUGAAGGCAAUGAGAAGGUCUUUAGGCCUAACAGAAUCCACUUCAUAGGGCGGGGGAGGGGUGAAUGGAGCCUGGAGACGACGUCCUCGCAGGUCGAAUGGUGCACAGCAGCACGUCGAGUUGUCACAAGAACAAAUUAGCUCGAACCAUCUCGUAUUUGUUCUGCAGUCAUUGGGCCAGUAGAAGUAUUCCAAGGAGCAUGAGGAUGUGCACUGCUGUUUGACGUUAAGUCAAAGCUACUUUAUCAAGGGAACAUUUUGUUAUUAUAAUUACAUUUUGUUUUUAUAAAUAGAGAUGAAAUAAGUAAGUUUAAUGUGAUGUCAUCAAUCAUUUAUUUUCACAAUAUUUUGCUUUGAUUGCAAGAUGUUUAACUUUAAAAGGAACUAUGGCUAUUUAAUCUCUGUCCAGUCAUCAUGUCCAGAUGAGACGGAAUUAAAAUCAGAUUUUUGGUGAUUUUCUUUACUGCAUCUACUGAAGAUAUAUAAUCUUCUACCUCUUAAAUCAUUGUGACUUGCAAGUCUUUGUCCAACAUGUCACCAAAAAGAAGUCUAAACACUGUUAACCAUCAGUGAUGUGUUUGUAUUGAAUAAAACCUUAAAGCAA